AUGGCUCACAAUACAUCAUCUGAUGAUUCUGAUAAUGAAAUUUCUACAAGAACUAAACUCUUUGAACAUGAAAAAUCUAUACAUGAAAUUCUUGGAGGAGGAAAAGUGGCAGAUAUAUUAUUAUGGAGGAACAGAAAUGAAUCUGCUGCACUUUUUCUUGGGAUGACAGUGAUAUGGUUUCUAUUUGAGAUCCUUGAGUACAAUUUUGUGACAAUCAUUUGUCAAUUUUUCAUCACCAUGAUGCUUGUACUAUUCAUUUGGUUCAAAGUUGGUGAUAUAUUAAAAUGGAAAAUACCUGAGAUACCAGAAAUUAGUUUACAAGAGUCUUUCUUCAAUGAUCUUGCUUUCAUUCUCUACAGAAGAUUCAACCAGUUAUUACCAAUACUUUUCCAUAUUUCAUGUGGCAGAAACCUACCACUCUUUCUUAUGACCAUUGUUUCCCUCUAUAUAUUCUCUGUGAUUGGAAGCUACUUCAGCUUUGUUAAUCUUCUAUACAUCGGCUUUCUAUGCAUGCAAACAUUGCCACUUGUGUUCGAACGGCGCGGCCAAGAAAUUAACAUUCUGUUUGAAGAUAUCAUUCUGGUUCGUGUUACUUUGUGGGAUGGGAAAGGUCGAAAGCCACAUCAUAAGCAUUUUAAAACCAUCAACAAAAGACCUUAUACCCAUGGGACAAAUGAAGUGUUGGUUUUGGGAUGCAAGGUUAUUUAUAAGAUGGAUGUUGAGUCGGGAUUUGUAGGUGUUUGGGUUUGA
Molecule: messenger RNA, 750 nt
Organism: Vicia faba (fava bean)
Lineage: Eukaryota; Viridiplantae; Streptophyta; Magnoliopsida; Fabales; Fabaceae
Source: the annotation of a GenBank genome assembly